Messenger RNA from Lathyrus oleraceus (garden pea), 2139 nucleotides. RefSeq names its product protein PSK SIMULATOR 1. Gene Ontology annotation, biological process: positive regulation of growth. The record is from RefSeq and is a predicted model, not a curated record. The transcript is spliced from 2 exons. Bases 337 to 1989 code for a protein of 550 amino acids. Lineage: Eukaryota; Viridiplantae; Streptophyta; Magnoliopsida; Fabales; Fabaceae.
ACAAUACCGAUACUUAGGUAGUAGUUCUAAAAAUUCCCCAACUGUCGGAGGCACAAGAAGACAACGGAGAAGUUGAAGAAAAGCCAUAAAUAACCAUUCCCAACAACAACCCACCCAUUUGGUCCCACCACCAAAUUUUCAAAGUAACCUUUAAAACAAAGUUAAAGUUAAAGUCGAAUCUCUUAACAAAUUUCCACAUCAAUCCACCACCCACACUAUCAAAUCAAUAACCAUUCUCAAACGUGAUUUUCAACUUCAUGCUCUAAUCUAUUCUUUCUCCUUCAAUACAACUACAAGGGUCAAUUGAAUGAAUUUCCUUUGAGUAUAGUGAAACCAAUGAAAGGUGAAAUGGGGAGUGGGUCAUGGCUCAAUUCUCUGUGGCCAGUUUCGCGCAAGAAUGUGUUAGAUAACAAGGCGGUAGUUGGAAUUUUGGCGUUAGAAGUUGCGAGUUUGAUGUCGAAGAUAACUAAUUUGUGGCGGUCUUUGAGUGAUUGGGAAGUGUUGAGUUUGAGGGAAGGGAUAGUGAAUUCUGUCGGGAUCAAAAUGUUGGUUUCUGAGGAAGAUGAUUACUUGAUGGAGCUUGUAUUGAAUGAUAUACUUGAUAACUUUCGAUUUCUAGCACAAUCUGUUGUUAGGUUUGGUAAGAGGUGCACGGAUCCUGUUUAUCAUCGGUUUGAACAUUUUGUUUGCAAUCCGGUUCAAAAUUAUAUUCAUUGGUCAGGGUGGGAGUAUAAAUGGAAAAAGAUGGAAAAGAAAGUGAAGAAAAUGGAAAAAAUGGUCGCCUCCACAACACAAUAUUGCCAAGAGCUUGAGGUACUAGCAGAGGUUGAACAGACUUUUAGGAGAAUGCAGGCGAAUCCUGAACUCCAUCGGCUAAAGUUACUCGAGUUUCAGAAGAAGGUCGCAUGUCGUCGCCAGGAAGUGAGGAAUCUAAGAGAUACGUCGCCGUGGAAUAGAAGUUAUGAAUACGUUGUCCGGUUGCUAGUAAAGUCACUAUUCACCAUACUCGAGAGGAUCAUACUUGUGUUUGGAAAUAAUCAUCAUCCGUCGUUGCAACAAGGAAACGACUCUCACGAUGUGAAUGCUAACAAUUUUCUGCGCAGUCAAUCCUUUUCGGUUUUCAUGCAUUCUUCCAUUUAUCCUUCGGAGAAUGACCUCUAUGGAUUCAACAACUCGGGUUCUGUUGGGAGGAGGCCGUACUUUUUAUCCAACAAGAGCAAGAAAACGAAAGAACAUAAGAAGGCUCUUCAUCCAUCAGAUAAACGCGGAAAGCACAAACGUUCGGAAAGCAAGCAGUUAGGAAAUAUCGGUCCAUUCAAAAGUUGCAUGUCUGUUACAAGCAACUCUCCUGUCAUACAGAGCUGCGUGCAGCAGACAAACGGUUACGGUGGUUCCAUGAGGUUGCCUGAUUCUCAUACGAAACAUGUUGAUAAAAUGAAAACUGCAGAAAAUUCAUCUCUCUCCAGUAGAAUUAGAAUAUAUUCUAAAUUACGUAUCAACAAUAUCUCAAAGCCAGGUUCGCUUACCCUUGGUGAUGCGGCUUUAGCCCUACAUUAUGCAAAUAUGAUUGUAUUGAUCGAGAAGAUGGCAUCAUCGCCUCACUCGGUUGACCUCAAAGCAAGAGAUGAUCUGUACAAUAUGCUUCCAACUAGUAUACGAAUUGUUACGAGGGCUAAGCUCAAAUGUCAUGCGACAAACAAGUCUUCCUCUUUCCAUGAUGCAGACAUUGUAGCAAAAUGGAGUACCAUGCUCGCGCAGACAUUGGAAUGGUUGGCUCCACUUGCGCAUAACACCAUAAGUUGGUAUUCUGAGAGAAACUAUGAGAGGGAGCAUGCAGCUGUAAAAGCAAAUGUUUUACUAGUGCAAACUCUUUUUUAUGCAAAUCAAGGUAAAGCUGAAGCUGCAAUGGUUGAUCUUCUUGUUGGUCUUAACUAUGUAUUCAAGAUUGAAACAAAAGUAGGUAUGAGAGAUAGAUGUGAAUGGCAAUGAUUUUUUAUAAACUUGUAGGUUAUGAAGUUGAUGUUGUAAUUGAAUGUCAUGAUCCUUGUAUAGCUAUCAUUUUCAAAUGGUUAGGCGUUUGUAUUAGUAUCUUAUAGUAAUACUCAUAUCCAUAUUAGUUUAGUAUUUUUUAUGCAUCAA